This is a messenger RNA of Linum trigynum, 2142 nucleotides long. NCBI's taxonomy places the organism in Eukaryota, Viridiplantae, Streptophyta, Magnoliopsida, Malpighiales, Linaceae. The record is from the annotation of a GenBank genome assembly.
CCUAGGGUUUAUCGUUAAUUACGCGGCCGUGCCACCGUGUUUUCGAGCAAUUACUAGAAUGCCCUUCCCCCAUCCCCACACUAAAACGAAAAAAAUCAAAAAAAUUGCACUCAGUUCGUUUCGAACCCGCGGUCUCUGGGUCAGAGGCGGCUAGCGGUUUGACCAGUUGGGCUGCCGACAAUUAUAUGUUAAAUUAACUGUCCCGCUUAAGUUUAUUUGUUUAUAGUUCUUAAUACGAAAUGGUAAAUGCGGAUUAAGUUUAUCUCGUUUCUUUUCCAAUACGAGUCAAGCCUCUUCCUAAUAACUUAAAUUAUUAAAUUCUCUUUUCAUAAUUUCAUAAUAAUCAAAUUAAAUUUUAUUAACAUAAAUUAUAAUACGAAAAUCACGAUCAGUGGAACGUGAUGAAAAUGUCACAAUUAAACUAUCAAAGUCCAAACGAACUACGUGGACUUUGAUCCCGUCUAACGGGUAUGUAGGCAACCGAUAAGGUUCGAGUCCAAUUAAUCAACUAACUUUAUCUUUAAAUUUUUACGUCAGUGGGCGUAUAAUUAAAUUACAACUAAUAUGAUUAAAUCAUUAAAUGGUCCAGUGGGACCCCUAAAAUUACAAAUUAUUACUAAAAUACACCCAACUCGUAUAAAACUUAUCGAUUUAAGUAGUACCGAUUUAGGGCGUUGUGGGGGUGUUGCUUAACUUCCCCACACGUAACCGUACUCCCGAACCCAGAACUUCAUUUUCGCAGACCAGAUCUCGGUUCUGACCCUAAGGUUAGAGCCGAUCCUAAGAGUGUUCGAUCCACUCCAACUAAGAUCGAUGGCGACUCCCAAAAAUGCCGACGCGACGACAUUCGGACCCCCCGGACGGGACGGUUGCGACACGGGGUUUCUAAUUUGUUUUAAUAGAUUUGUGGUAUGCAUCAGGACGUUUCUGGUUUAUUUUUGUGGUUUGCUUUACCGUGUUUGUAGUUUGUAUUAGGAGGUUUCUGGUGUGCUUUCGAAAACAUUGUGGUUUGCAUUGUGGGGUUUCUGGUUUGUUUUAGGGGAUUUGUGGUAUGCAUUAGGAGGUUUCUGGUUUGCUUUUUUUGGUUUUUUUUAUCACGUUUGUGGUCUGCAUUAGGAGGUUUCCGGUGUGCUUAUGAAAGACUUGUGGUUUGCUUUGUAGUGUUUUUAGUAUGUUUUAGGUAAUUUGUAGUCUGCAUUAUGAAGUUUCUGAUGUGCUUUAAAAGUAUUUGUGAUGUUGUUUAUGGUGUUUCUAGUAUGUUUCAUGAUAUUUAUUAUUUACAUUACAAGAUUUUGGUGUGUUUUUAUAAAUUCCCAUAGUCCUCCUCUUCAUUCUUCUUCCUUCUUCUCCACAGAUAGACACACCGCCACGACACCCAGCACACCCAGCGCUACCACAAGGUACGCUUUCAAAAUCCAUCUGUAGCUAGUAGCUACCUUUUGCUCUCUCUUCCCCUAAUCAUCUCAACCCCCAAACCUUAGCAGUAUGUAUGAAGCCUAAACAUAAUCAAUUUUUCAGCAGAAAGAAUGCACAAUUACGCAAUAAAAAUCAUGGUCCUAAAAGCAAGCACGCUUAAACUUACCCACGCGUACGCCUAGGUCAUGUUAGACAACGCCGCGGCUAAAUGCCUCGUUUGGGGGUUCUACCUAAAUUAUAUAUAUCGAUUGAGAAUACGGUGACAAUCCAUCAGAAGCCUUCUUCUCCCCAAUCCCGAGCUCAAUCACGAGCAAACAGUGAGUUCAACGGCAAUUUCACCGACGAUGCAACUGAUGCGAUGGCGCCGGCGAUGGUAGAGAUACGGAUUGGCGCCGCUGAUGGCGAAAUCAAACGCCCGAUGACAGAAGAAGCAUGGGUGGCGGGGAAGAAGCAGGGGCGGCGGGUGGCGGGGAAGAAGGGGAGCGGAGGAGAAGCAUCGCACGCAAUGGGGUUGAAGGAAGAUAGUGGAUUUAAUCAAAUUAUUUUAUUACUUUCUAUGUAAUUUACUCUUUUGCUCUUAAUGAAUUAUGAUGUUACUAUAAUAACAAUUUAAUUGUUGUUAUACUAUACAGACCCAGACCCGUUUGAACAACACUAACUGACCACGGUAACCACCCAUCUGAACACCCUAUCAACAGGCACAUGAAACAAAAUUACAAGUUAACA